This is a messenger RNA of Trametes versicolor FP-101664 SS1, 2091 nucleotides long. RefSeq names its product MFS general substrate transporter. Gene Ontology annotation, cellular component: membrane. Gene Ontology annotation, molecular function: sucrose:proton symporter activity. NCBI's taxonomy places the organism in Eukaryota, Fungi, Basidiomycota, Agaricomycetes, Polyporales, Polyporaceae. The transcript has 11 exons. Bases 1 to 2091 code for a protein of 696 amino acids. The record is from RefSeq and is a predicted model, not a curated record.
AUGACUGGCUUCUCAUCCAUCCCGCUCGCGGAGGAGGGGGGCGAGCGCGAGGGUGCGCACCUCGCCGGGGUCGCGAAGAUCCUGGGACCUCGGUGGGCGCAGCUGCCCGCGAUUACGAUCGGGCUGCUCGGUGUGCAGGUCUUCUGGUCGGUCGAGAUGUCCUACGGCACGCCGUACCUGCUCUCCCUCGGCCUAUCGAAGGCCGCCGUCUCUCUUGUCUUCCUCGCGGGUCCCAUCUCCGGCCUCGUCGUGCAGCCACUAAUCGGCGUCCUCGCCGACAACUCCAAGUCUCGCUUUGGCCGCCGGAGACCGUACAUGGUCGUCGGUACCGUAUUGUGUACGGCUGCCAUGCUCCUUCUGGGCUUCACCCGUCCAGUUGCCUCCAUAUUCCUCCCCAAUCCAUCAAGCGCAAACGAUAUCCUCACCAUAUGGUUAGCGAUCCUCGCCCUAUUUACCAUCGACUUCUCUAUCAACGCUGUCCAAGCAGUUGACCGCGCCCUCAUCGUGGACACCCUCCCCUCAUCCGACCAGGCAGACGCCAACGCCUGGGCCGCACGCAUGCUCGGCGUCGGUAGCGUUGCCGGCUACUUCAUUGGCAACAUCGACAUGACCGCUGUAUUUCCCUUCCUCGGCGACACCGAACUCGAAGUCCUUGCCGUUGUCGGCUCUUUCCUACUACUCGCCGCCCACGGCAUCACAGCGUUCUGCACAAAAGAAAAGGUCGUCGUUGCUACGAAAGGCGCGAAGAAGAGCUUUUCCAAGGAGCUCCGAGAUAUCUGGGAUAACGCGCGCACGCUGCCCCCAGUGAUCAGACAAAUAUGCAUGAUCCAAUUCUUCUCCUGGAUCGGAUGGUUUCCCGUCCUCUUCUACACGAGUGCCUUCAUCGGCGACCUCCACAAGCGCGCUUCCCCGCUCCCCGAUGACGACCCUACACUUAACGCGGAGGCGACGCGACUCGGGACGCGUGCGCUCUUCUACUCCGCGCUUCUCAGUCUCACCGCGAAUAUUCUCCUCCCGUUCGUCGUCGCCGAGUCCGCGCGCAGUCGCCGCCUACUCGAGCGCAAGCUCGUUCAGGCGCACAAGAGCACAUGGGUGCGCAUGUAUGAACGUAUCAAGGUGGGGCUACCCACGAUGUGGGCGGCGGGACAUCUGUUGUUUGCUGUAUGCAUGUUUGCGACAUUCUUUUACUCGACUGUGGCCGGCGCGACGUUCUUUACCACGCUCACUGGUUUCUCAUGGUCUAUCACACAAUGGGCUCCGUUCUCCCUCCUCGCCGAGGCGAUCCUCACUGAGGAUGGGCCCGGGAACGAGGACGCAGGCUCCAUUGUGCUCGAGGACACCCGCACGCGCCAGCGGUCCGGGGACUUCGCGCUCGCCGUAGACGACGGCGAGCGACAAUACCUCGUGGGCUCCGACGACGAAGACCAAGACGGUGCCGUGAUGCAUACAGCGCGCGAAGAGGACGUCCAGUCGUUCUCAUCAGACGCGUCGAUGGAGGAGGAGCGACCGGCACGGAGCAGGUCGACCUCGGUGGAUCGCGAGCGCGAGCGGGCGCGCCAUCCGCUCCGCAACCUCGGCGCGCGGACGAGCCAUUUGAACGUGCACUCGCUUGCCGACGAACAAGAUAUGGAUGGGGAGGCGGACGGUGCAAAGCCGCGGAGCGGACUUGCUGCCAAGGCGGGGAUCAUCAUCGUGAGCAUCUCAUUGUCAGGAUAUACCCACUCAGACGCUAAGCAUGAAAUACGGCAGGGCAUCCAUAAUAUCUUCGUGGUCAUUCCGCAGUUUAUCAUGACCGGCGUCGCCUCGGUGGUGUUCUUCUUCCUCGACCCAUCCAAGGCAGCAAUCGGCGCCGCAGAGGUCCAGGAGCCAUUAGAGCCUCUCGUCUCCCCAGACGUCAUUGAGCGUGCGGAAGCACUCGCAAGCGACGGCGGCCCCAACUCGUAUGCGGUGAUAUACCGGUGGGUACCCUCUAUGGCGAACUGUCUAUGUCGGGAGCUAAUGGUGGUGUCUCUUGAUAGGUUCGGAGGACUCUCUGCCGCGGUCGCGUUCGUACUGACGUUGCGACUGGCUCGCGAGCUCCGACAUCAUUAG